This is a messenger RNA of Clupea harengus (Atlantic herring), 2303 nucleotides long. RefSeq names its product homologous recombination factor with OB-fold (gene hrob). Lineage: Eukaryota; Metazoa; Chordata; Actinopteri; Clupeiformes; Clupeidae. Gene Ontology annotation, biological process: recombinational repair. The record is from RefSeq and is a predicted model, not a curated record.
GAACACCGAAAGCUACGCUUGCGGUACAUGCCUGUGAAUUUUUCACGUCAGGGCACACGCAAGCCAGCCACGUAAUGUUUGAACGUAGGGGCGCCAAGCCUGCGUUUGUAUAGCUAGACAGGGUUUGCAUUUCAUCCCAAAACUCGGGGUUCGAGAGGCUUUAAUACCUUUGAUUGUAAAUAUGCUGAUGGUUUCAUGUGUACCAUUGUGUUGUCAAUCCGAAUAGUCUUAUUUAUGGAAGGAUCAAACCCGUCACUAGCACGACAAUGGCUUGCAAGUGGAACGUUCUUUUCGACGUCGGAGAGGAAUUCGACGAAGAGGAUUUGCUGCAAGCAGACUGGACAGUGCCUUCUGCCCCAGCCACCGCCCUACAGUCCUCGGGUCUUCGAGGGACCUCCACCUCAAAUGCUUCAAAGCAAGCCAUCCCCGCCACAUCCGUUACCACCUCAGAGAAUGAAUCAGAUCCAGUCAGACCAGCGACUCACAAUGUCCCUGGGCAGACUUCAGUUUUGGGGCUCAGGGGUUUUUCUGCCCCUAAGCUUCCCUCUGUUCCAGUUGCUGGGCAGUUCAGCAGCCUAUCUAACAUGAGGAACAGCAUCCAAACUACUGGACUUACUCACCAGAACUCCCUCCCACCCGUUUCAGGUGUCCAUCCGCAGGAUGACUUUGAUGACUGGGACGUGGAUCUCGCUGACUUGGAUGAGAAUGUCGCUCAGAUUGUGCCUGUCCCUCAUGUUAGGGAGCCUGCUCCAGUCCCUACCUCAGCCCCCAACUCUCACUGGCCCUGUGAGGAUUCUGUAUCUCCAACAAAGAGAAUGCGACCCUCAGCCUGUGCCAGUGGCCCGACGACUCCUGGUUCCAAUCUGAGAGGCUUCAACAUUUCUACCCACACCCCUGAACCUCUCGGGAGAGCCCUGAGUUCUAGAGGCCCUUUCACUACCCCCGGUCCAUCUCCAGGUCCAUUCAGAAGCCCGGGAGUUCUCCCUGCGCCUCCACGUAGUCAAGUCAUCCCAAGGUCAGCGAGCAGCUUCUCGUCCUCCCCCUUCCCGAGCCCUUUGACGCCUAGGCUGGGGAGACCGCAGCCUCCUGGUCAGGCGGGCAGUGCCAUGCGGCAGCCCAUGGGUCACGUCAGGGGAGGUCUAUUCCAGGCGGUUUCCCCUUGCCCGUCUGCACACACCUCCACACCUCGCUCCCUCCACACACCUGUCCUGACCAAUCAUCUUGUCCAGCUGGUGUCUGCCUCCAAUAAAACGCCUCAGAGGUCAGGAACGGACCGAGCCCGGCCCAAAACCCGGCGCUUCCCUGGACCGGCUGGACUACUGCCCCAGCAGUUGAGUGGCAAAAGUCUGGAUGACAUUGUAGUGUCGGUUCCACAGACACCCGCCCAUGGUGCUGUAGCUCGACUCAGGACUGAGCUCCCCAGCUCGCAGGCGCCAGAUGGAGAGGACUUCAGUGGGGGCGCCUGGGCCACCAUGAAAGCUGCAAUGAGAUUAGACGAGAAGAACCCCUCCUGUUUCCUGCACUCCUACAGCGUUGCCAUGGUGCUCCGCAAGGCGGCGCUCAAACAGCUAAGCAAGAAUAAAGUUCCCAACAUGGCUGUUGUAUUAAAGAGUAUUCUACACACGCAUGCUGAUGCCAAGGCUGUAUUUACAGACCCAACAGGUGAGAUUCAGGGGACUGUGCACCGCCGUCUCUUCGAGGAUCGACAGGCAGAGCUGAAGACCGGAGCAGUGCUUUUACUCAAACAAGUGGGUGUGUUCUCCCCUUCCCAUCGGAAUCACUACCUGAAUGUCACGCCCAACAACCUGCUCCGGAUCUAUCCGCCAGACGGCAGCCUCCAGCCCUCCACACUCCUAUCCCAGCAUGCCCCGGGGCCAGUGGAGCUGUGGGAUGAGGGCUCCUCCAGGACAGUAGGAGGCCCCGUGUCUCAGAUGGAUCUCCACUUUGAGGAAGAGGAGGAGGAGGAAGAGCUGGGCCACAGUACCAGUAAAGCGCAGGAAGGCCCACUUGAUCCUACAUCUCAUACCAAUGGGCCAUUGCUGACCAAUGAGGCUGCAUGGGACACAGAUGAUUUGGAUGAGUUACUUGUGGAGAUGCCAGUGGAGACCUACUCUGUAUGAUGCCAGCCACCAGAAUAGCGAAACGCAUUACAUAGCAUUCCCUUCAGUAGCUGAGACUCUCACACACACACACACACACACACCUGUUCAUGGUAAACAAUCUCCUUUUGGCGUGGAGCCUAAGAGCCACGCUGGGCAACACACGCACUGUUAGCAGGGUCGACAGCGGAGCCUCGUGUCUCC